This is a messenger RNA of Vigna angularis (adzuki bean), 897 nucleotides long. Its product is annotated as small polypeptide DEVIL 13. NCBI's taxonomy places the organism in Eukaryota, Viridiplantae, Streptophyta, Magnoliopsida, Fabales, Fabaceae. The coding region runs from base 434 to 745 and encodes 103 amino acids. The record is from RefSeq and is a predicted model, not a curated record. The transcript has a single exon. Gene Ontology annotation, biological process: negative regulation of cell population proliferation.
CACACUUCCCCUUUCCAAAAACAAUGUCUAACACACAGUGAAAAGUAGGAAUGGAGAAAGUGGAGAAAAAACAUGAGACAGAGAGAAAGGAAAUGCUUAAGAUGUUUGUUUUAGGUGUAUGAGUAUGAUUUAUCAUUCAACAUAUCUUUGUUUUAGGUGACUCAUAAAACUAAUGUUUAUAAUAUGACUAGUAUGUAUAGGCAUGUAUCUGAUAUGUGUAUUUAAUAUUUAAUUAGCUCAUUAUAACACCGAAUCUCAUCAAGAAUUGUUUAAGAUCUCUCUAGGAACCUUUUUUUAUACACUACACAGUCUCACUGGAUCCAACUUUCUUCUCUCCAAUCAAGUAUUCACCUCUUCUCCUCUCUCACACACACUCACACUCACACUCACUGUCCCAUAGCUAGUUCUAGAUAUUACUGUUUCUUGGUUUUUGAUGGAUGAAAAGUGGAAGCUGUCAAAGAAAGAAGCAGGUUGCAGCAGCCAGAAUAGCACAUCAUCCACCAAGUCAUUGUUCUCAAGGAGUUGCUCAACAAGAGGCUCUUCUUCAAACUCUCCCCUCUUGAGGAGCUUAUCCCAAAAGAGUUCCUCCACUUCUAAAACCAGCAUCCCUAGGAGCUUCUCUCAGAAAAACCCCUCCAUUGGUAAAAAAUGCACCAGCUUAGCUAAGGAGCACAAAGCCAGAUUUUACAUCAUGAGGAGGUGUGUAGCCAUGUUAGUUUGCUGGCACAAGCAUGGGGAUUCAUGAAGGAAUCACAGAUCCCUUUUCAGAUUCUUAUGUCAUGGUUACACUACCAAAAUGCUGAAGGGAUCUGGUUUUUCUUCUUCUUCGAAUAUAUUCGUUUUGUAAUUACCAAUUCCACAAGUUGAGUUAUAAGAUUGAUUUACUUGCUGCUUAAA